UCCAAUAAGACAUUCACAUCAGAAUCAGACAAUUCAAAGGUUUUAGUAAAGAAAUGAACCUGAAUUUUGUUGUUUCUCCAGGUGAAACCCCAACGUUGAGGCUGGCGAGCCCUCUGGCCUGGUUAUCAAUAAGAAUAUAAAACAUUGUAGCAAACACAGCAAUAACUGUCAUGUAAAUGAAGGAUUUUAUUCUUUAUUUUAGUGCUCCUGUCACUAAACAUCUCACACAUAAUUUAGAGGUGGUCUAUUAUGAUUCCUUGAACAAGUUAGGAUAUUUCUUGUCAUUCACAAAUAAUAACAUUUUAACUGUUUUAUGGUGUAGAAUUAAAAUGUUAAAUCUGCUGUUGGCCACGCCUCCCCAACUCAACUUUUAAACUGACAUGUGAAAAUACCUGCAAACAGAUCUGCACAUCUUGAAAAUUAGAAGUGGAGCCUCCUGCACAACCAACAAAAGAGCAGCAAGUGGUUUUAGGAGGGUAAGGGAACAACAAAACUCUGGUCUUUUCCAGAAGCCAUUGUACACUGCAUACAACAGUAAAACCAGCUGACCAAACGGGCUGGAGAUCAGCUACGGUUGCUUGGUAACUGGGCAGAACUCUGCUGCAGUUGCUAGGUAAUGGGGCAAUGCCCAUUAAUUGUGACUUAACAAUAGAGGUUUUUGAAACGGCUCAUUUUCCAGACACCAAAAAAUGCUAACUUGUAGUCAUAAAAUGGCUCAGUUGGUUCUUAAGCAGUUGGAUUGUUUUCAGGAGCAACAAAUGGAAGAAUAAAAGUGUACAAAAUGUAAAAUAAUAGGUUCUUUUUUAGGUAUUGCUCAUAUUUACCUGUACAGAGAGGUCAUCUGGUUCACAUUGAUCUGGACUCUUUCAGGCUCUUUUAUGAUAAUUUUUCACUUUAAAACAAAAACCGCAGCUAAACAAACAUUUACAGUGUUUCUCAUGUUUUUCUAAAACUUCAGAUUGACAGGAAAUCCUCUAGAGGGCGCCACAUGUGAGCCUCAAGUCGGUAAAAAAACAGGAAAUGGUUAAAAGAAAAACUAAUCGAGGAAACGCUCAGGGUCACCUUCAUCAUCGACUGACGACAGACUGACACUGAAAAAGGAGAACAGAGAGAAAACUGAGGAACCAGACGCUGGAACACAGACUGCUGCUGGAGGAAAAACAAGGAAAUCAAAGUGAAAAUUCACUCAGAGACAAAAUGGCUUCCAGAUUAGAGGAGGAUCUCUGCUGUCCGGUCUGUCAGGACGUCUUUAAGGAUCCGGUUGUUCUGUCAUGUAGCCACAGCUUCUGUAAGGAGUGUCUGAAGAAAUGGUGGAGAGAGAAACCAGUAAGAGAGUGUCCAGUUUGUAAGACGAUAUCAUUCAUCAAAGAUCCUCCCUGUAAUCUGGCUCUGAAGAAUCUGUGUGAGUCUUUCUCCCAGCAGAGAGAGCAGAGAGCUUCAGAGGAUCUCUGCAGUCUGCACUCUGAGAAACUCAAACUCUUCUGUCUGGACCAUCAGCAGCCAGUGUGUGUCGUCUGCAGAGAUUCAGAAAAACACACCAACCACAGAUUCAGACCCAUCGAUGAAGCUGCUCAGCAACACAAGAAGAACCUUCAGGAAACUCUGGAGCCUCUAAAGAAGAAGCUGGAGCUCAGGAAGAAAGUUCAGGAGGAGUUUGAUCAGACAGCAGAACACCUGAAGGUCCAGGCCCGACACACAGAGAGGCAGAUUAUGGAGCAGUUUAAGCAGCUUCAUCAGUUUCUAGCAGAGGAAGAGGAGGCCAGGCUGGCUGCACUGAGGGAGGAAGAGGAGCAGAAGAGAGGGAUGAUGAAGGAGAAGAUGGAGGCUCUGAGCAGAGAGAUAGCAGCUCUUUCAGACACAGUCAGAGCCACAGAGGAGGAGCUGAGAGCUGAAGACGUCUCAUUCCUGCACAACUACAAGGCUGCAGUGGAAAGAGUCCAGCGCUGCCCCCUGCUGGAGGAUCCACAGCUGCCCUCAGGAGCUCUGAUAGACCAGGCCAAACAUCUGGGCAACCUGGCCUUCAACAUCUGGAGCAACAUGGAGAACAUGGUGACCUACACUCCUCUGGUUCUGGACCCAAACACGGCUGGUACAGGACUCCAUCUGUCGGAAGAUCUGACCAGUUUGACUGCAGGAGAGAAACAGAAGCUUCCUGAUAAUCCAGAGAGAUUUGAUUAUUACUGGUCUUCUUUUAGUUCUGAUGGUUUUAACUCAGGGAACCACAGCUGGGAUGUUGAUGUUAGAGACAGUGAAUACUGGAUUCUUGGUGUGUUAGAAGAAUCUGUUCAGAGGAAGAGAGGAAUACUGUCUGGAUUGUUGUAUAUACAGUUGUCUUACGGUAAAUACUCAGCACGUUCUCUACCAGGUCCUUCCACUCGUCUCUCAGUCCAGAAGAAUCUCCAGAGGAUCAGAGUGAAUCUGGACUGGGACAGAGGAAAGCUGUCCUUCUCUGAUCUGGAUACUAACACACACAUACACACCUUCACACACACCUUCACUCACAAGAUUUUUCCAUACUUCAGCACCUGGGAUAAACUAAAGAUUCUACCGAUGAAGAUCUCAGUGAUCAAACAGCAGCUCUGAUGAUCUCAGCAUGAAGAACAAAAAGUCCAAAUGAAACAUUAUUGAUCAGAUGAUUGAUUGGUUUUAUGAUUGUAUACUUUGCCGUUUUGGUAAAUUUCUUAAUUUAAUUUUUACAAUCUGUAUUUUUAAUCAGGAAGCUUGAGAUGAUCUGAUCAUCUGGGGAUUUUUUCAUUUCUUUCUGUGCUUUCCACUGUAAUGGUUUGAACAUUGUUGAUUUUUUUUACAACAUUAUGUAAAGAAAUUAUUUGGAGAUGAUUGAAAGCAGGAGCAGCUUUAGCCAGCAACUCAUUUUACCAAAGUGAACCACAAAGAGACUCAGGAAGUCAUUUCUGCCUGCAAACAUCAGACUUUACAAUGUCCAAGUCUGAGUCACUUCAAUCUCAUUUUCUCUGGACUCAUUUAUAGAUUAUUUAUUGAUUAAUAUAUUUACAUGUGCAUGCUUGUUUUAAAUUUUUUAAUAUUUAGUCAUAUUGAACUCUCUCAUCGCUCUUAGGAAUAUUUAUAUAUUUUAUAAACUUUGUGUCAUUUGGUUAUAUUUGUAUUAUUGAUAUUUAAAACCUAAGAUGGGGAAGCUUGUCAACGAAUAAACAAUUUCCCCUUGAAGAUCAAUAAAGUAUAAUCUAAUCUAAAA
Messenger RNA from Gambusia affinis (western mosquitofish), 3214 nucleotides. Its product is annotated as nuclear factor 7, brain-like. Bases 1198 to 2583 code for a protein of 461 amino acids. Gene Ontology annotation, molecular function: zinc ion binding; protein binding. The record is from RefSeq and is a predicted model, not a curated record. The transcript is spliced from 2 exons. Lineage: Eukaryota; Metazoa; Chordata; Actinopteri; Cyprinodontiformes; Poeciliidae.